This is a messenger RNA of Cynocephalus volans (Philippine flying lemur), 2988 nucleotides long. It is a transcript of the gene TMC5, whose product is annotated as transmembrane channel like 5. The transcript has 19 exons. Lineage: Eukaryota; Metazoa; Chordata; Mammalia; Dermoptera; Cynocephalidae. Gene Ontology annotation, molecular function: mechanosensitive monoatomic ion channel activity. The record is from RefSeq and is a predicted model, not a curated record. The coding region runs from base 1 to 2988 and encodes 995 amino acids. Gene Ontology annotation, cellular component: plasma membrane.
AUGUCUGCCUACUACAGGAAUAAUGGGUAUGAGGGAGAUCCAGAUUACCCUGACUAUUCGGGGUCUUGGAACAAUAUGCAGGGGUAUUCAAAAACUCAGAAUUAUCCAGAUUUUCCAGGUCCUCUGGACAAGCCAGACUACCCCCACACCAGGAACAAUCCAUACUCUGCAGGAUCCAGAACAAGUUCAGACUAUUCCAGUUUGCUAGCAGAACCAGACUAUCCUGGAUCUCCCAGUAAUCCAGACUAUCCUAGCACCAGGAACCAUCCAUAUUCUGCAGCCUCCAGAACAAGUCCAGACUAUGGCAGAUCUCUGCCAGAGCCAGAUUAUAUUGAAUUUCAGAGCAAUCCACACCACUCAGGAUCAUCCAGAGAGCCAGGAUACCAUGGAUCUCCAGAAAAUCCUGAUUUUGCAAGUUCCAGAAGAAGUGGAAACUUUGCAGUAUUCAGAAAAAAUUCAGAUUCUUUUGGCUCCUUGGGAGAACCAGACUACACUGGAGCUCAGAUCAACCCUAACCAUCUUGUCCCCAGAGCCAAUUCCGACAAUCCAGGCUCCAGAAAGGAUCUAGAGUAUGCUGGUUCCAGAAUCAAUUUAUUCACAGACUCUUGGGGAAAGCCUGAUUAUCCAGGUGCUGAGAAUCAACCUAACUCUCCAUAUUUGGAGGGGGAACCAGACUAUCCUAAUGCUGAGAACUAUCAGAACCCUCCGAAGUUUUUGGGGAAACCUGCUUACCCAGAUGCUGAAAAUUGUCAUGAUUAUGGCUCUUCUGAGACCCUGGAAAUGACCAGGGGGGUGCUUGGCAGAAAAUCUUCAAUCCAGCCCUCAUUUCAUCUCAGGGGCGACGGCCCCUUGGGCUUCCUUGGGAGAGAGAAUGAAGAUUACCCCAAAAGCAUUGAAAUGACAUCCAUGGAGAUGGUAAAUCCAUACAGCUGGUCUCUAUCAGGUGUUCCUGGAAAUGGCUAUGUGAACCCUGCUUAUGUUGGUGAAAGUAGCCCUGUCUCUGCUUGUGUAAACACCUAUUUGUCUGAAUGUGAUUGGCACAAGUCACCCCAAGCACAAAAGUUAAUUGCAUCUCUGAUACCCAUGACAUCUAGAGACAGAAUUAAAGCCAUCAGGAACCAGCCAAGGACGAUGGAAGAGAAGAGGACCCUUAGGAAAAUAGUUGACAAAGAGAAAAGUAAACAGUCCCAUCGUAUCCUUGAGCUUGACUGCUGUGCUCAGUGUCUGAACUCUGUUUUACGGGCUUACCGGAGAUCCAAGAACAGCCUGUCAGAAUUCCUAAGUUACAUCAGCCCGUGGCAGAAGACCCUGAAGGUCAUCGGAGGCAAGUUCGGAACCAGCGUCCUCUCCUAUUUCAACUUUCUCAGGUGGCUUUUGAAGUUCAACAUUUUCUCAUUCAUCGUGAACUUCAGCUUCAUUGUAAUCCCUCAGCUUACCGUGGCUGAAAGGAACACCCUCCAGUUCACUGGAUGGGAGUUUUUAACUGGGACGGAUUAUUUUAGGGACACAGUGAUGUUCUAUGGCUUUUACACUAAUGCCACCAUCCAGCACGGGAGCAGUGGAGCCGCCUACAACAUGCAGCUGGCCUACAUCUUCACGAUUGGAGUGAGCUUCGUCAUCUGCUUUUUCAGUUUGCUGUUCAGCAUGGCAAAGUAUUUCCGGAACAACUUCAUUAGCCCCCACAUUUACUCCCGAGGGAUCGCUAAACUUAUCUUUUGCUGGGACUUCACUGUCACUCAUGAAAGAGCUGUGAAGCUAAAACAGAAGAAUCUUAGCACUGAGAUAAGGGAAAACCUGUCCGAGAUCUGUCAGGAGAAUGCCAAGUCGACGUUCAGUCAGCAGCUGACCCGCUUCUCUGCCCGCAUGGCAACCUGGAUUGUCUCUACUGGAGUGGCCAUUGCCUGCUGUGUAGCUGUUUAUUAUCUGGCUGAGCACAACUCAGAGUUCCUGAGGAAGCACCCGAACCACGGGGCGGUAGUGUUACUGCCUUUCCUCGUGUCCUGCAUCAACCUGGCCGUGCCCCGCUUCUACUCCAUGUUCGGGCUGGUGGAGAGGUACAAGACGCCGCGGCACGAAGUCUACAUCGUACUGAUCCGCAACAUCUUGCUGAAAAUAUCAAUCAUUGGAAUUCUUUGCUACUACUGGCUUAACAUCGUAGCCCUGUCUGGUGAAGAGUGCUGGGAAACUCUCAUCGGCCAGGAAAUUUACCGGCUCCUUCUGAUGGAUUUUGUGUUCUCUUUAGCUGAUUCCUUCCUGGGGGAAUUUCUGAGGAGAAUCAUUGGGAUGCAAUUUAUCACAAGUCUUGGCCUACAGGAAUUUGACAUUGCCAGGAACGUUCUAGAACUGAUCUAUGCACAAACUCUGGUGUGGAUUGGAAUCUUCUUCUGCCCUCUGCUGCCCUUUAUCCAAAUGAUUGCUCUUUUCAUCAUGUUUUACGCCAAAAAUAUCAGCCUGAUGAUGAAUUUCCAGCCUCCGAGCAAAGCCUGGAGGGCCUCACAGAUGAUGACUUUCUUCAUCCUCUUGCUCUUUUUCCCGUCCUUCACCGGUGUCCUGUGCACCCUGGGCAUCACCAUCUGGAGGUUAAAACCUUCAGCUGACUGUGGCCCAUUUCGAGGUCUGCCUUUCUUCAUUAACACCAUCUACAGCUGGAUCGACACUCUAAGUAGAAAGCCUACCUACCUGUGGGUUGUUUGGAUUUAUCGGAACCUCAUUGGAAGUGUGCACUUCUUUUUUAUUCUCACCCUCAUUGUGUUAAUCAUUACCUAUCUUUACUGGCAGAUCAUAGAAGGAAGGAAGAUUAUGAUCAGGCUGCUCCAUGAACAGAUCAUUAAUGAAGGCAAAGAUAAAAUGUUCCUGAUAGAAAAGUUGAUCAAGCUGCAGGAUGUGGAGAAAAGAGCAAACCCCAGGUCACUCAUACUGGAAGGGAGGGAGACGGAGCAAAAAGGCCCUCUGCAUUUGGGGGAACAUGAUGCUAUGCCUGGUGAGUAA